UUAGCAGAAUGGAGUAUAGUAUAUGGUCAAAGAUGACGGAUGAGUAUGUUCAGAGUGAUGGUACACUGCAAAAGGUAACAAAGUGGCGACCAGUAAAUAAGAAGGAUCUUUCAAUGACCUAGUGAGAGGUAUUACACCUAACACUAUUGCUUACAGAAAUAGAAGCUGUUUCUGCUUUCCAUGCAGAAAUUCAUAUGGCAGUCAGUGCCUGCAUGAUGAAAUAUGUGGAUCCUGGAAGGUGUUCAAACUUCAAUGACCUAGUGAGAGGUAUUACACCUAACACUAUUGCUUACAGAAAUAGAAGCUGUUUCUGCUUUCCAUGCAGAAAUUCAUAUGGCAGUCAGUGCCUGCAUGAUGAAAUAUGUGGAUCCUGGAAGGUGUUCAAACUUCAGAAACAAAAUGUAGUGCAAUCUCAGUCAAAUCUUGAAGACUCUUUGGAUGUCAGUCCCAUAUGCUCAAAUUCAAAGGCCCAAACAAAUUCCUUCACUAAUCAAAAGUACAUUGUAAAUAGAUGUGAUUGUCAAGUAUGGAGAAAUAUUCUAUCCAGGAGUUGUGAUAGAAGUCCUGGGUGAUCAGCGCAGAAAUAAUUUUUUAAAAAGGCACAGAAAUAAAAAAUAUAUUUGUAUAUCCAGAAGUGCAGGACAUACAGUUAGUGUAUGCAGAUAUGAUUGUUACUGAAGUGAUGUUGAUACCAAAUGGCAAUAGUUUGAGAGUGGAAUGUUUUGAUUUCUGAAUUUGUCAAAUAAAAUUUGUGUACAGUUUUA
Molecule: messenger RNA, 764 nt
Organism: Biomphalaria glabrata
Lineage: Eukaryota; Metazoa; Mollusca; Gastropoda; Planorbidae
Exons: 4
Coding region: 195-572 (125 amino acids)
Source: RefSeq, a predicted model, not a curated record